Molecule: messenger RNA, 474 nt
Organism: Marasmius oreades (fairy-ring Marasmius)
Lineage: Eukaryota; Fungi; Basidiomycota; Agaricomycetes; Agaricales; Marasmiaceae
Exons: 1
Coding region: 1-474 (157 amino acids)
Source: RefSeq, a predicted model, not a curated record
AUGCCUGGCACGAAUAAAUCAGCGACGCCUCCUCCAGAGUAUACUCCUUCAGCUAGCAACUCGCAUGGCAUAGCAAACCCCAACUACGGAGCGGUCAGUGGAAGCAGUUUGUCAACUCCUGGAGCAUUUGAUCCUCAGAAUCCCUUCCACAAUCCCUGGUCAUCCAUUCCUGCAUUCACACAUGGACCUCAUCCAGGUCAACAGCAACCGCUCUUCCACUCACCACCACCUGGCACUGCCUCUCACUCGCACCAUUGGCAAUCUCAGGCUGGGCCGACUCCAACUGGACAAUUACAUAUUCCCUAUGCUUACUAUGAUCCGAGGAGUGAGCAUUCUAUGAUGCAAGCAGAUUCGCGUGCGAGGUGGAGGUUCUGUGAGGCCUUGGCUUGGAUCAUCGUUACUUGGUUCGUUCUUGUGCUGGUAGUUCAGGGAAUUCUUGAUGGAAGAUUGCGGUUUGAAUGGGGGAAGAAUUGA